UGGGUGAGAGCAGGAAUAUGACACCUUCUGAGCUCAAGAAGAUUUUGGGACUUUGUAAUGUUUUCCUGGAGAGGUUCCUUCGCCCUGAAGUUGUGUGCUGGACACGUGAAAAGCACAGGUGUGUCCUCCAGCCUGCCUGCAGAAAGGAAAUUAAAUCCAAUGCCACGCUUCCCAGUGGGAGACUGAGCCCAUGCCAGAGUGUUUAUAUGUAAAGGGAAAUCAGGAAAACAAAGUGAUGGACUGACUUUAAUUAUUCCACACAUCUGGAUUACUAAAGGUUUCUUGUGGCUGUGACAGGUUGUUGACUGGUGAGCUCCGGUGCGGGUGUUGGAGGGACUCAUUAAAAAUAGAAGCUGAGAAAGUAGGCCAGCGGUUUACUGAUGUGGAGGCAAUGGGUUGUCACCUCUCCUGCCAGCAUCUUUGGUUUGAUGGCACAGCUCAAGCACUCUUGGUCUGCCUGUAUCAGCCCGUUCUCGCUGCCGUCGAGUCUGACAUCUGGAUCUGACAGAAAACAUCAUCCAACUCUGGAACGACAUGAGAGUAAUUCUGUGGUGGGAAAUGAAACUGAGGCUGAUAGUGCUGUUAACGUGACCUCCUUGUCUGCUGGGAAUGAGGAGGAGAAGAUAGAGGAGGUGUCACAGUUCACCGGCUUGUCCAGCUCCUUAGACCCGACUCGCACCGGACGAAAAUUUAGAGAUGAAGAUGUAGGCAGCGGCAUGCUGGAAGAUGUAUUCUCGCCAACUCCUGGAACUCCAACUUCCAGUGAGGGAGCCACGACCACUUUGGCAAGCCCAGAGAUCAGCUCUGAGUCUGCUGAGACCGAACACUUGCUUCCCCAUGAGCCUGUCAGUACCUCCAUCGUGAAGGAGCAUUCCACCCCCUUCAUGGAGGAACAGGACACGGAAGAGGAAACAACGCAAGUGCCUACUCUACCACCCUGGCAGGAUGCUAAAGGAGAUGUGGAGACCACUGUGUUUGACCUUGACCAUGAGACAUCUCCCACAACCCCAUCCCCAACUCAUCCCCCUUCCCCAUCACCUGAUGUCACCGUAGAUUUCUUUGACCCCGGCUCCAGCCGCAAGGACCUCGACCCACCAUCUCACUCCCUGCAUGAGCUUCAGGGCCGUAACCCCACCUCUUGGGCCAUGCCCGACAACUACGACUACAUGACGUCCUUCGAUGAAACUGUGUCUCCCACCACCGAAGAUUACCCCUAUAGCAGCACUACUGAAUCGUACGAUGAUGACAUCUCCACUACACCUCCUUCCAGACGCUUCCCUCCUCGUUUGCCCUCCAACCCUGUUGUUUUCACAAUCCCCAAAGGAGCCACUGUGGGUGCAGGCCCCCGUGCUCCCCCUGGUGUGGUCGACUCAGUUAACGGCUCAGAGUGUCGGCAGGGCUUCGUCCGCACCAAUGGCUCCUGCAAGUCCCCAUGUGACCUGCAACCCAACUACUGUUUCAACGGGGGCCAGUGCUAUGUCAUGGAAGGAGCUCAAAUGUUCUGCAGGUGCAACAUCCAGGACUACAUGUGGCACAAGGGUGCCCGCUGUGAGUCGGUCAUCACGGAGUUCCAGGUAAUGUGCAUCGCCAUCGGGGCCUCCGCUCUCAUGGUGCUCCUGCUCUUCAUGAUCGUCGUUUGUUUUGCCAAGAAGCUGCACGUGCUCAAGACCGAGAACAACAAGUUGCGUAAGCGCAGCAGUAAGUACCGUCCUUCCUCGGAGCACCACAAUGAUAAUUUCUCGUUGUCCACCAUCGCUGAGGGCUCCCAUCCAAAUGUAAGGAAACUUUGCGACACCCCUCCUAACCUCCCUCAUGCCCGUGCUUUGGCUUACUAUGAUAACAUUAUCUGUCAGAAAACCAUGAGCAGAUACACCUGGGAGUGUAAGACCAAAGAGGAGCCCGACUGUGAGGAUGAUCCUAAUACCCAGAACAAGCUGGAGGACCCCGUGAAGGCCCCCCCACCCAAAGAGGACGAGUCGCUGAACAUCCAGAACUCGCUCACCCCUAAGCACGAGAACCAUAAGGUGCUGGGCGAGGAGAACUCUUCGGAGGUAAACUCGCUGCAGAACAACAUGAUGUAGAACAGAAACAAAAGCACCCCACGUCCAUGAUCACUUAAAGCAUCGAGCAGCAGACGCUACGAGCAGCCACAUCCACCACACCAUCACCACACGACAGAAAAUUUUGAAAAAACCCCGCCCCUUGUACCCACUCAGUCUCCGCCUCCUGCCCCGCCCCGUGUUGCAGUCUUUUUGCCCUGUAGUCGACCCGCCCCUGACCCAGCCCUUAUAUAUAUAUAUAUAUAUAUAAACACACCUACCCCUGCCUAACUGAAUUACGGCAUGCGUUGGUGUAUAUUGUAAAAAAGAAGAAAAAAAGUAAAACAUAUUCGGGGUUAUAAAAAUAUAAAACGUUGUCAUAAAAGAAAAAGCUACUGAGAGGUUUUGAUGUUUGUCUGACUAAUUCAGUGAGUAUGUAUAAAUAUAUGGAAAAAAUGCUUGGAUUGAUAUAAAGAAAAAUACACAAUGUGUCUUUGUUUUGAUGUGAUUUCUAAUCCUUUGAUGUACUUGUUUUAUUUUGUACUUUUUUGGGAAUAUAAACUACGAAGAGAAAAAAAUCUGACAGUUGUUGAAAUAAACCUUUUUAACACUAA
Molecule: messenger RNA, 2653 nt
Organism: Labeo rohita (rohu)
Lineage: Eukaryota; Metazoa; Chordata; Actinopteri; Cypriniformes; Cyprinidae
Gene: cspg5a
Product: chondroitin sulfate proteoglycan 5a
Exons: 10
Coding region: 381-2081 (566 amino acids)
Biological process (GO): nervous system development
Source: RefSeq, a predicted model, not a curated record